Molecule: messenger RNA, 843 nt
Organism: Melanotaenia boesemani (Boeseman's rainbowfish)
Lineage: Eukaryota; Metazoa; Chordata; Actinopteri; Atheriniformes; Melanotaeniidae
Product: toll-like receptor 2
Exons: 3
Coding region: 1-435 (144 amino acids)
Biological process (GO): immune response; toll-like receptor signaling pathway; inflammatory response
Cellular component (GO): membrane
Molecular function (GO): transmembrane signaling receptor activity; triacyl lipopeptide binding
Source: RefSeq, a predicted model, not a curated record
AUGGUGACAAAACGGGCUGUUGUGCUGUCUGUGGCAUUUUGUGAAGCCGACUCUGGGAAUCCACCAUCCCCUCAGCCGUUGACUCUUUGUCUCCACAAGCGGGACUUCCUUCCUGGUCAAUGGAUCGUGGACAACAUCAUGAGCGCCAUCGAACGCAGCCGCCGAACCGUGUUCGUGCUCUCUGAAAACUUUGUCCAGUCCGACUGGUGCCGCUACGAGCUGGACUUCUCACACUUCUGGCUCUUCGACGCUGGAGGCGAUGCAGCCAUCUUGAUCCUUUUGGAGCCGCUGUCCAAGGACGACGUCCCAAAACGUUUCUGCAAACUGCGCAAACUCAUGAGCUCCACCACCUACCUGGAGUGGCCUCAGGAGGAGGAGAGGAGGGAGGAGUUCUGGAGGAGUCUACACAACGCUCUGAGAGGAGAAGAUAAGUGAGAGCAAAAGGAAAGAAAGGAUCAAAAGGAAAUGAGAGGAACAAUAUCUCCUUCAGAUAGACCUGGAGUCGCAACAAAUACUGAACCGCACCAGCAACUCAGAACUUUCAUAAAAUUUAAUCUAUAAUGGUUUCACUUAUGUACAUUCCCAUUCAUAAUGUGUGAAAGCUGUUUAAAACUUUUAUUUUAAAGUGUCCAUCUAAUCCCUGGUGUCCCUUUUGGGUCUCUAUAAUUUUCUCUAGUGUGUGACUUUGAAGGCCCAUUUAUGCUCCCUUAACGUGCAUAAUAAGGUACGUGCUUUACAUUGGUUUUAUUUUUCUAACAUGUCCACCAGAGGGCAGUGCAGAGUUCAGAGCUACAAGUUCCAACAUCAGCUUCAGACAACAAACAUAGAGACGAUGAAAAAGGU